This is a messenger RNA of Phalacrocorax carbo (great cormorant), 3399 nucleotides long. Lineage: Eukaryota; Metazoa; Chordata; Aves; Suliformes; Phalacrocoracidae. The record is from RefSeq and is a predicted model, not a curated record.
AUGGACACAAGUUGCUCUUGGGGAGAUUCUGACUGGACACAAGAGACUACAAAUCAGACGCAAACAGAAUCUUUAUCUUCAUCUCCCAACACUGUGUCACCGGUGCCGCUAAACAAUCUGACCAGUGCUCCAAGGUUUGGAACAGUUACUCCAAAUCGCAUCUUUGUAGGAGGAAUUGAUUUUAAGACUAAUGAAAAUGAUCUGAGGAAGUUUUUUGCUCAGUAUGGCAGCGUGAAAGAAGUGAAGAUAGUAAAUGACAGAGCUGGAGUAUCAAAGGGGUAUGGCUUUGUUACUUUUGAAACCCAAGAAGAUGCACAGAAGAUUUUACAAGAGGCUAAAAAACUUAACUAUAAGGAUAAGAAAUUGAAUAUUGGUCCAGCAAUAAGAAAACAACAAAUACGGAGUCCUCGUUCUACUGUAAUACCAGAAGCUGGUACAAUGUACUUAACUACUUCAAGUGGAUAUCCUUAUAUUUACCAUAAUGGAGUGGCUUAUUUUCAUACAUCUGAAGUUGCUUCUGUUCCGCAGCCAUGGCCAUCACGCUCUGUUUCCAGUUCACCUGUGAUGGUAGCUCAACCAGUUUAUCAGUCUCCUACAUACCAUUAUCAGGCACCAACACAGUGUCUUCCAAGUCAGUGGCAGUGGUCUGUUCCCCAGUCUCCUACCUCUUCACCUUCAUUCUUGUAUCUGCAACCAUCUGAAGUUAUUUAUCAGCCAAUAGGGAUUACUCAGGAAAGUGGAUGUAUACCUCCUCCUCCGCUUGUAGUGGAAGCUGCAGUUCCUGAGCUGUAUUCUGAUCAUGGAGUUCAAGCACCACAUCACCAGCCUUACGCCCAGAGUGCCAUAGCCAUGCCUGCACAUAAAAUCCUCUGGAGAGGCACGGAAGAGUGCAAAAGCAACACUCUGGAGCAUUCACUAUUAAGCCAUUUGGGCAGCUCUAGUCUACCUGUACCAAUUUUCUUGUCAAGUCCUUCCCAUGUGGCUGAGAUCCAUCAUCAACAUACCAGCUACCUGUUGUGAAACUUGAGGAAUCAAGGUCACAUUCUGUGAGAAGAAAUUUUUCACAUCAUUCAUCUGUGAGUCUGAAACCUCAAUAUGCAUGAAGUUCCCAUUUUCAUCCUAGAAAAGGUUACAGAAUGGAAGAUGAAAUUCUUACACCAGCUUCUUCUACAGAUUCUGUAAAACAGAUUUUUAGCUAUCUACUUUGCUAACGUACCUAUCACAUGGAGGAUAUGUUCUUCCUAACUUCUAACAUUUGCCUGAAAAUACAAGGAGGAGUGGUAUUUUAACUUACGCAAAGAAAUAAAAUGAAAUUUUCUAGUUUGGACAGGUGGAAAUACAUUAAACCAUGACUUCAUUAAGAAAGUAAAUGCAGGAUAAAAACAUUGUUACAGUACAAAAUGGUGAUUUCUGAUACACAGCCUACUGUAUAAACUUUGGUUACUAACAUAGAUUGAAAACCAGCAUACUCUUAUUAAAGGGAAAAUUUAACAUUUAAUUUCUGGAUUGCAUAAACUUAGAAGAUCCAUUAGUUACAAAGUAAAAGCCAUUUUUCAACAUACGCAAAGCAUUUUUGUGCUGUGGGUUAAAAUCUGGUUAUUUAAAUCUAUGUGCAUUUUCUUUCAAUUCCAAUAGAGUUUGUCUACUUAGAAUUUUUUUUGCAAUCAGUAGUUUCUGCUCUUAUAAAGUGUUUUACCUAUGUGUCACUUUAGUGCUUGGGAAUAAUAACGUCUUAAAAUAAAAUUUGGACCACUAGUUUAACAAUUCCUUAUACUUAUGAGGCUGACAUUUUUCUUGCAGAUGGUAAACAAUAAAUUUUGAGUUUAUGGUAUGGUUUUAGCUAUGGAAAAGGGCAAGAAUUGACUUUUUACCACUACAAGACUAUUGAAGACUUUUCCUUGCUGCUUUGACUUUCUCUGUCUGUGCAAAACUUAGGCAUUCCUUUGCAGUAUCGCGAGUUGAGAUGGAAUAUUACUUUCUCCUCCACUGCAGGAAGAUAAUUUUCCUUUUUUAUCCCUGUGCUUCCCCUCUCACCCCCGUAAGAUUCCUUCUGUGUUUUGUAAAAGUCAUUCCUCAAAGGUUUAAUAUACAGCCUCUGUAGUUAAUACGAGUGUAAGCAAAAGCUUACUGCUUAUGUAGUACUGAGGUCUUUAUUUUAUGGAUGUAAAAUAUCCUUGAGCUUUUAGACAUUUUUAUCUGCUCUAUAGUAAUUUGGGGGUUUUAUUUUUGUGGAUUUUUCUUUUAAUCGUUCAGGGAUCUUAGAGUAGGCAUUAUAGUAAGUAAUCCAUGCAUAAUAUGUAAAUAUAUUUAAAGAUAAUUCUAGCAAUUGAUAGCAUUCCUUCAUAUUGUGCAGGAAGAGAGGUGGAGUCUGGUUCUGUUCUUACGCUGUUUUGAACUUCUUCUGAAAGGAGAUGCCAUGUACUAUGAGUUAGUUGCAAGUUUCCUCAAGUGACUUUCCAUCUUUUGCUAGGUAGAAAAAUCUCCACAGAUAGAAUUUAAUAGUCUUCUGUUUGUAAAAGCUUGUUACCACAGCAGCAGUGGGGGAUUACUUUACCAGUAAGUAUAGGAAAAGAUACACAAUUUGCUGGAUACAUGGGGAUCUCAGCCUACUUUUGAGGGGGGAAGUACUCAUCUGGUGAAGUUUGUCAUGUUUCUGAGCCAGUCAGUACUGCUAAAAACAACUGUCUGGUUAUUCUUCUGUUUUAGUUUUAGAUUUUAGAAUUCAUCAAUACAAAUAUAUUACAGAAAGCUUGACACAUUAUAGCAAUAAUUAAUUUCCACAGAAGAAUUUUACAUGGUAAAUAUAUUUUUUUAACGAAGUGCUGUCUCUGAAGGUGCCAAAGGGUUGUAUGUUAGAGCCUUAUUUCUUGUAUAAUGAAACAAAACCACAUUUGACCCAGGAUUCAGAAGAUUUAAUUCCAAGUCCUUGUUCCUGGAAUUCACAAUUUGUUUACCAAACAUGACUUCCCUGUUUUUUAAAAUGCUUUAGAGAUCCAAGCAGUAAGUUUUACAGUGAGUACUAUAUUAAGCAAAAUAAAUGCUUACAGGGAAGUUUUUUUAACUGAUUGCUUGAAAGUGUACGAAUACUGUGCAGUCACUUACAUGUCGUUAGAUUGUGGCUGUGGUCCAGAUACUCACAAAAUGUAGUUUAUUUUCCAUUAAUUGGUACAGAUGUUAGAUCGUUGAUAAUGAGUUGAUCCUGUGGCCUUUGCUUCAAAGAACACUCACUUUGUUUUUACUUCCAUGUGAACUUGAUCAUUUGGAAGGAUAUUUGGUGUUAGGCACAGAAGUAUACCUGUGGUGUGGCCCCUGUGGGGCCUGUAACAUCAAUGUGGAGGUACUGUUGGUUAGGAUUGUAUCACCAGGUCUUAAAAAUGCUUCAUUUUGAUCUGAGAGACC